Molecule: messenger RNA, 3817 nt
Organism: Trichophyton rubrum CBS 118892
Lineage: Eukaryota; Fungi; Ascomycota; Eurotiomycetes; Onygenales; Arthrodermataceae
Exons: 2
Coding region: 1-2646 (881 amino acids)
Biological process (GO): chromatin remodeling; regulation of transcription by RNA polymerase II
Cellular component (GO): nuclear chromosome; SWI/SNF complex; nucleus
Molecular function (GO): transcription coregulator activity
Source: RefSeq, a predicted model, not a curated record
AUGCCGUGGCCCGAAGCCGAGGAGAAUACCGGCCAGCCAGAUGGUGCGCUACAGGGCUCGCAUUCACAUUCACACUCGCCUCAACCUGUAGCUCCCGCCGCAGGUAGCAGCGAGCAGCCGGCGGAGUCGCCACAGGACCAACAGCUAGCUCCUGGCGGCCAUAACGGAGCCAUACCCGCUGGUAUCUUGGAAGGGAAACAGAAUGCUAGAGCUAUAAUGGGCGCCUCAGAGCUUCCGGACGGACCAGCUCAUACUGCUGAGGGCGGAGGAGAAGAAGGAAGUGUAGGAGGGAGCGGUAGUGGAGGAGGAGGAGGAGGAGGAGGUGGUGGUGGUGGUGGUGGGGAUGGCGAUGAGCCUGCUAGACAAGGUGGUGCUAGCUCACCUUCUCCGCAGGAGGCCAGCAUCACAAACGGAAACGGAGUCAGCCGGAAACGGUCUCGUUCUGGCUCUAUCAUACAGUCUACAGCUGCUGUGCCUGCUUCCGCUGCUGCUGCUGCAGCAUCUCCUGUAAUAGAGGAUGACGGUCUGCCGCGCAAGACACCCCUAGACAAGGUGCUUUUGGAAGACUACCUAUACCGAGAAUGGGGCCACUCCGCCCUUGCCGCUACACGGAAUACACACCAGGAAGUCCUCCGCCAGAAACUCCAGGAAAGAGACUACUAUCUUGCCCUCAACCAGGAAAGACAGGUCAAUCCAGCUGCUAUCUUCGGCCCGGGCUACGAAGGAUACGGUAACACCAGGACAGAUCUUAGGUCACAGCACCCACAGCUUCUCUACCCAUCUAACCGGAGGCGGCCAGGUGGGCGGAAGGCUAAAGAGCUGCGCAUACCUCGAGAGGACAUGCUUACCCAGUCAGACCAGGAUGAACAUCUCGUUCCUAUCAGGCUCGACAUCGAUUGGGAAAAGGUCAAGGUUCGGGAUACUUUUACAUGGAAUCUCCACGAUCGCGUCACCCCGGUCGACGUCUUUGCCGAGAAGCUGGUGGAGGAUCUCGGUCUACCGCUCGAAUCUUGUGGCCCGCUUGUGCGGCAGAUCACUCAGAGCAUUCAUGAACAGCUUGCAGACUUUUACCCCCAGGUCUUUAUCGAAGAUGAGCCUCUGGAUCCACACUUGCCCUACUCCGCCUACAAGAACGAUGAGCUCCGGGUUCUCAUAAAGCUGAAUAUCACCAUCGGACAACACACGCUUAUAGACCAGUUCGAAUGGGAACUGAACGAUCCCCAUAAUUCCCCUGAAGGGUUUGCUAUCCAAAUGUCCCAGGACCUGUCCUUACCGGGAGAAUUCACCACAGCAAUCGCACAUUCUAUCCGUGAACAGGUCCAGCUAUUCACCAAGAGUCUGUACGUCGUCUCAUACCCCUUCGACGGCCGACCAAUCGACGAUCCAGACCUGAGAGACGCUUUCCAACCAUCCCCUAUUCCAUCCACUUUCCGCCCCUUUAACGUUGCCAAGGAAUAUACCCCUUACCUAUACGAACUCAAUGAAGCAGAACUUGAUCGGACGGAAGGCUCCAUCUCGCGUGAGCAACGACGACAGAAACGAGUCAACAGGCGAGGAGGACCGAUCCUGCCUGAACUCAAGGACCGUCAACGAACUAUUCGGACUAUGAUCGUUUCCUCGGUCAUACCAGGGUGCGCCUCGUCCAUUGAAGAAAGUCGACUAUUCAAACGGUCAAGUACCAGUCGCCGUGGCAGAACCUCUACCGGCCACCGUGAUGGUCUGGAAGAGUCGGACUCCUCCGAGAGCGAAGAGUCUUCCAUCGGAUCUCCGGCUAUGUCUCGUCUCAACCAGGGAACCGCUAGAACAAGAGGCAUGAGACAAGCGUCUUCCAUGGCCCAGUCAGCCAUACGAGGACAAAUGGGUCGCUCAGCAACGCCCGAGACAACCGUAUCCCACUCUCACGAAACAAGAACAUCCGCCAGACGGCAGAACUAUAGAGAGGAAAGCUCAGAGGCACCCGAGAACCUUAUUGUUAAACUGAAGAUAAAUCCGGAUAAGUUACGACGCCUCAUGCGCGACCUCAAGUCUGGCUCGAAACAAUACACGGGGUCUCCCAGUGGCCCAUCCACAACUCCCACAGGGAAGUCAAGUGCUCGUGGAUCUAUGGGGCCUCCACCGUCCCAAGGCCAGCCUGGCUCAGCGACAAAGAAGCCAACCAACCCUCCCCAGUUCCAUGGUGUCAUUGACGCACCCCAUCCAUUACCCCCAGGAACUCAGCCGCCCCCUCCUCCCCAGUGGCUCAUCCAAGGCCUUGUAGGCCUUAAACGACAAUACCCCAACGACUCCUUUGAAGGAACAAUGCGCUACACAGCCGUAGAUCCAAACACAAACCUCCCUAUCCCCAACGCAGCCCAAACACAUCCCGGCCAAAAACUACCAUACAAAUACUUCCCCCGAAUCCGCUGCAAUGACUGUCCUGGAAAACUCUACACACCCGGCCCAGCAAUGACAGUCGAGAACUUUGAGGUCCAUCUCAAAAACAGAAAUCACAAGGAGGCCGUUGCGGCGCGAUUAGCGAGGGAGAAAGGGGGUAGCGGCCCACCUCCCGUUCGACGGACACCAAGCAACAGCUCAGCAACUAAAGAAAGCAGUGCACCAACUGGUACGAGCACGUCUGCAGGUAACGAUUCGUCUGGUGCUGCGUGAUGGAACGCAUUUAUGAAAUAAGCGAACACUCAAGUGCAAACAAGCCAGCUUAAUGCCAAUGGACGGAUAGAUGGAAUCAAUUAUACAUAUUUACGUUACCCCUUCCCUCCCCACCAUCGAUUCUCACAUUCAUACGCCCCGCCACUCUCAUUGAUACUUGUCUGUCCAUUCCUUCUCCUUUCCCUUUCCAUUUACUUACCUCACUGGGAUCUCGGCGGAAUUCGAGCGGAUUCAAUUAUCUAUUUUUUUGGCAUGGUGCAUUUUUCUCACGCUCCUACCGUUUAUUCUUAAACUUCUGUUUCGUUAAUAUACCUUCUAGUUACCUUUUCUCUUGCUGUCUUACUUUCUCUUUCUUGGGACAAGAUGCAUCCUAUUAUUACUCUUCGUUAAUUAUUAAGAGAGGUGUUAGUGUAGACUUGUUCAAAUAGGCGGUAAUAUGUGAAUACAGACAUGAUGUAGAAGAGUGGCUGAACCCAUCUAAUUCCAUAACUACAUGGCUGGCUAUCUACUGUUACCUACACGCAGAUAAAAAAAAGGAAAAUCAAAGAAAAGAUUUGAAGCAAUUAUAUGCACAGAGAUAUUUGGUUAACGUAAAAAGAUGGAGAUCAGAUGCCGGCAAAAUCAAUGGGGGAAAGGGGGAUUUUUAAAAGACAUGGGCAGCGUUGAGUAAAGUGAGCGUUGAAACUAAUAUAUCAGGUUCAUGAUUUGACGUUUCUCUUCGGUCUGCCUGGUGGAUUUUUCACAGUUUUGGGUGCGGGCUUUGCUGGACGGCCUCGUUUGGACUUUCGUGUCUCCAGGGCUGGCGAGGAUGGCUCAGGCGUUGGCGACGAUGAUACCUCCGGCGUUGAUAGGUCCUGGGGAACAUCGCUCAUCUCGGCGUCUUCAGGCACCUGAGGGAGAUCGUUCUCUUCACCUUCACCCUCCUCGGCACUGUCGUUGUCACUGUCAUCUUCUUCCGAGUCAGGGGCCUCCUCCCGCUGAUCCCCUCUUUCAUCCCACGCUUGCAUUUCCUUGUCGUCUUCAUCACUGUCACCCUCCGCAUAGCUAACAUUCAUAUUCUUCGUACCUCUACCGGAUCUCCGUCGCGCUGCUGCUGAUGAAGGCUUGGCCCCUUCAUCGCCGUCAGAAUCCCAAUCAUCUCCGUCCUUCUUUUUCUUGCGUUUGGGCUCAG